Messenger RNA from Cyprinus carpio (common carp), 1806 nucleotides. RefSeq names its product deoxyribonuclease 2 beta. Lineage: Eukaryota; Metazoa; Chordata; Actinopteri; Cypriniformes; Cyprinidae. Gene Ontology annotation, biological process: apoptotic DNA fragmentation. The record is from RefSeq and is a predicted model, not a curated record. Gene Ontology annotation, molecular function: deoxyribonuclease II activity.
AGACAAACUUCCUCUUUUUGACAUUAGAGCAGCUAUUUCGACUUCACAGCUUGGAAUACGAGAGAAAGCAUCUCUCUCUGUUUUCAUUUACACAGGAAAUACAGAGGUUUUAUUCACUUUGAAUCACAGACUGAGAUGUUAAUGUUGUUUCGACUCUGUGUGUAUAUGUUGUUGUUUUUUAUCAGUUUCUCAGAGGCAGUGAUAUCCUGUUUAAAUGAGGAUGGCCAGCCUGUUGACUGGUUCAUUAUUUACAAACUUCCUAUUUACAAGAUGGAAGUUAAGGGAAGUGGAGUGGAUUACAUGUAUCUGGAUCCAUCCGUCAUGGAUUUUCAGAUGAGUAAACAUACAGUCAACAGCAGUAAAGGAGCUUUAGGCAGAACACUGACACAGCUUUACUCCAGAUAUACAUCUAACGGCUCAGCCUAUAUGCUUUACAAUGACGCUCCACCAGAACUGAAGUACCCAAGCAAGUAUGGACAUACAAAAGGCGUACUGAUGUUUGACCACUCUCAGGGAUUUUGGCUCACACACAGUGUUCCUCAUUUCCCUCCAUUUCCAGAGAGAAAUUACAGUUACCCAUUUACAGGAAAAUACUACGGCCAGACUCUGCUCUGUAUUACAUACAACUAUACACAGUUCCCUCAAAUAUCAUGGCAGUUAGCAUAUCUUAAUCCACGUAUGUAUAACUGCUCUGUCCCUGUGGCAUUUCGCCCAGACAUUACAGUCAUGGCACAAAUUUGUGAUGGUAAGACACCUGCCAUUAAAAACAGAAGAAGUCUGCAGAAGCUGAAAUCAGUUCGAGGACAAACUUUUUUCAGUUUUGCCAAAUCACACAACUAUGUGGAUGAUAUUUACACCGGCUGGGUGGCUCAAGCAUUGGGGACAGAUCUGCUGGUGGAGUCAUGGCUGCACCAGGCACAUCGGCUCCCCUCGAACUGCUCACUUCCCCGGCACGUGAUGAACAUUGACAGAGUUCGUCUCCCAGGACCGCAGAUGUUCAGAAGCUAUGAGGAUCAUUCAAAGUGGUGUGUGUCUUAUGCAUUCAAAGACCAGUGGGCAUGUCUGGGGGACUUGAACAGAGACAGUGGCCAGGCUGGCAGAGGUGGUGGGCUGAUAUGUUCUCAAAGCUCAGUCAUUUAUAAAGCUUUCCGUCAGGCCAUGGCUGGGUAUAAACACUGCUGAACUAGCUCCAGACUUUGGAGCAUACAUUUACCACUGUUGAAAACCCUGGUUUUAGCCUAAACCCAAAUGCAAAUAUAAAAGUUGAUAAAAAAUAACAACAACAAACACACACACACACACACACACACACACACACACACACACACACACACACACACAAGUAAAUUUAACUAGGCUGAUGAUUGUGGUGGUCAUCCAAACUAUCAACAAAAGAAACCAAGUUUUUAAACCAAGUUUUAACAUUGUUUUAUUUUGUUUUGAACCUUUGAGACAUGUCAUUCCAAACCUGUAUAUGUUAAAAUGUUCUGCAUAACACAAAAGAAAAUACUUUGAAUAAUGUUGGCAACCAAACAGGUUUUCCUUUUUCUUUUCUUUUAUUCUACUUCUUAUUUUUUUUUUUAUUUUUUUUAUUUUUUUGAUCAUUGACUUCCAUUGUAGGCAACACUGUAAAGAAAUAUCUUUGAAAUUGUAAAUAAAACAAAGAUCACUGGAGUGGUGUUUAUUAAAUAAACACAUUUAUUUUCAGUUUUUGCACGUUAAAUCACGUUUAAUUCAAUUUGUUGUUUGCCAUUUCUUUGUAGUUACUUGUGAAAUUAGUGAAAUAAAAAAGAUUAAUUAAAUAAA